This is a messenger RNA of Elgaria multicarinata webbii, 5266 nucleotides long. It is a transcript of the gene DENND1A, whose product is annotated as DENN domain containing 1A. Lineage: Eukaryota; Metazoa; Chordata; Lepidosauria; Squamata; Anguidae. Gene Ontology annotation, cellular component: cytosol; clathrin-coated vesicle. Bases 135 to 3440 code for a protein of 1101 amino acids. Gene Ontology annotation, biological process: endocytosis; endocytic recycling. Gene Ontology annotation, molecular function: phosphatidylinositol phosphate binding; guanyl-nucleotide exchange factor activity. The transcript has 24 exons. The record is from RefSeq and is a predicted model, not a curated record.
CCCGCCCGCCUUGUCCGUCGGUCGCGCCGCCUGAGCCUGUCUAGAGCCUGGACGGGAUGGAGUGACCCACCGGCAGCCCGGAAGUCCAGUCCCGCCGUCGCCUGCCUGGGGCCCAUGCGGCCCCCUCAGAGACCAUGGGGUCCCGCGUUAAGCAAAACCCGGAAACAACUUUUGAAGUCUACGUUGAAGUGACCUAUCCGCCGGUAGCAGGAACAGAUCCUGAGGUGCGGAGGCAAUUCCCAGAGGACUACAGUGACCAGGAAAUUCUACAGACCCUGACCAAGUUCUGCUUCCCCUUCUAUGUGGACAGCCUCACAGUUGGCCAAGUUGGCCAGAACUUCACUUUUGUGCUCACAGACAUUGACAGCAAGCAGAGGUUUGGAUUCUGCCGCUUAUCAUCAGGGGCCAAGACCUGCUUCUGUAUCUUAAGUUAUCUCCCAUGGUUUGAAGUCUUUUAUAAGCUGCUGAACAUCUUGGCAGACUAUACAGCAAAAGGCCAGGACAGCCAAUGGUAUGAACUCCUAGAAACACUUUACAAGCUACCCGUCCCCGAGCCGGCCACAUCUGUUCAUCUCAGCGUGCACUCUUACUUUACUGUGCCUGACAUCAGAGAACUUCCCAGCAUACCUGAAAAUAGAAAUUUGACUGAGUAUUUUGUAGCGGUGGAUGUGAACAACAUGCUGCAUCUCUACGCCAGUAUGCUGUAUGAACGCCGGAUCCUCAUUUGCUGCAGCAAGCUGAGCACUUUAACGGCCUGUAUCCACGGCUCUGCAGCUAUGCUUUACCCAAUGUUUUGGCAACACGUUUACAUCCCUGUUCUGCCCCCGCACCUCUUGGACUACUGCUGUGCUCCAAUGCCCUACCUCAUAGGAAUACAUUUAAGUCUGAUGGAGAAAGUUAGAAAUAUGGCCCUGGAAGACGUAGUCAUCCUUAACGUUGACACGAACACACUGGAAACGCCCUUCGACGACCUUCAAAGCCUUCCAAAUGAUGUGGUCUCUGCACUGAAGGGUAGGUUGAAGAAAGUCUCCAUGACCACUGGAGAUGGUGUAGCAAGAGCAUUCCUCAAGGCCCAAGCCGCUUUUUUCGGGAGCUACAGAAACGCGCUGAAGAUUGAGCCUGGGGAGCCCAUCACCUUCUGCGAAGACACGUUUGUCUCCCACCGGUCUGCCGCCAUGCGACAGUUCCUGCAGAACGCCAUCCAGCUGCAGCUUUUCAAGCAGUUUAUUGACGGCCGCCUUGAUCUUCUCAACUCUGGAGAAGGCUUCAGCGAUGUCUUUGAGGAAGAGAUCAACAUGGGAGAAUACGCAGGUAGUGACAAGCUGUACCAUCAAUGGCUGUCGACGGUCAGGAAAGGAAGUGGUGCCAUCUUGAAUACGGUCAAGACCAAAGCAAACCCUGCCAUGAAGACAGUCUACAAGUUUGCAAAAGAUCAUGCAAAAAUGGGAAUAAAGGAGGUGAAAAACCGCUUGAAGCAAAAGGACAUCGCCGAGAAUGGCUGCUCCACAGUGCCAGAAGACUCCGUACCGCGGGGAGCUCCUUCCCCCCUGGCUGAAAAGAGAGACCCGAAGCCCCGAGAGGAUAGGCGGCCAAUCACUGUGCACUUUGGACAGCAAAGCACCCGGCCGGCGAGACCACCACCUCCCAAGAUCCACCGCUCCUCCAGGCCCGUUCGGCCUCCGAGACCCCACGUUGCCAGGAGGCCCAAGAGCAACGUCGCCAUCGAUGGACGAAGGACCUCUGUCUCCAGUCCAGAGCACUUGGUAAAGCCCACGCGCCACUAUACGGUCUUUCUCUCGGAGGACUCUUCCGGCGAUGAGUUUCCUCAGGAAGACGACCCUGGCUCUGCCUUCUCUGACAGCUUCCUCUUCUCUGCUCCCUUUGAAUGGCCUCAGCCUUACCGUGCCCUGAAGGAGUCUGACAGCGCAGAUGGAGAGGAAGGCGUCAGCCUUGGGAAGCCCCAAGACUCCGGCCACACUGACCCCCUCACACCAGACAGCCCUGCAGAAAUCAGCCUUCUGGAAGACCUUUUCACAGGACUGGAGAUAGAGUCACAGCCUCAGCCACUGAGCCAAGCCAAGAGCUUAGAAGACUUGAGGAUUCCCAAAGAACCAGGGGACCAGCAGCGCAACUUUGACUACCAGAGGAUGGAUCCUGGCUUCUCUGAAAAGAGCUGGGCUGCCCCUGGGAUAAGGCUUUCUCACCCCUACAAGCAGCUGUGGGGCUUGGGCCAUGACGACAUGGCCAUUCCCAACAAGUACUCCCAAAGCUCCCCAGAGAGGCCCUUGACUCCUCUUGGGAAUGCGCCCGCCGUCCCGUGGAGGCCUCGAAGCAGAGACAGCAUCCUGGAUUUCGUGGAGGAGGACGUUGGGAGCUCCCCUAUCACUCAAGGGAGCAUAACUAUCCCGCGGCCGCAAGGCCGGAAGACACCAGAGCUGGGUAUCGUCCCACCACCGCCAGCGCCCAGACCUGCCAAGCAGCAGGCACCACCUGAAACUGCCCCUUGCCCUGCAGGGCGCAGCGACCUGGCCUCGGAGAUCAUGCAGGAGGCUUUUGCGGCCGGAAACAUCUCACUGGAGCCUGAAUUCAGGCAGCCUGAGAGUUUUGCCGCUCACCAAGCCCAGCUUUUGUCCAACACCAGCAGUGCCACAGAAAUGCUGCAGCCGGUCAGAGUCAACCUGGAGGGUGGGAACAGUGACAGUGACUUUCUGCUUGCCCUCCUCGAUCCCUUGAAAGCAGGGAGCGGUCAGGAUGCCAGCUUUCAGCCAAGUACCGGAAGCCUGCUGGGAUCUGUGUCACCCAGCCCUGGCACUGGCUUCCCCUCCACAGCAGGUGACCUCAUGCCCCCCACGUCAGCACCGUUUGGUCGGCCUCUGGGAUACCCCCCCUCUGCGACGCCAUUUGUGCAGGCCUCCCUCAACCCGUUUGUGCAGCCGAUGGCGACGCCUGUGCCGCUAUCGCUGGUCAGGCCUCCCGGCAGCCCCUUUGCCGCCGCCGCCUCCCUCGGCCACGCUUACAGCUCCAGCUUCAUCACCUCGAAUUCCAGCUUCUGCCAGCCGCAGCGGCCUCCCCCAAACCCUCUGACGCUCUCCAUGCCUAACCUCUUUGCUCAGCCUCCGGCGGCCCCGCCACAGAGCCAGCCCCCCUCCCAAAGCCACGGCCUGCGGCCAGCGCAGCGUUGCGGCCCUUCUAAAAUCCGGACCCUGCCUCUGGCUCAUUCUGCCUCCAAGAUGGAGGCCAAGGCGAGGCUGGCUGCCAGGCCCAGCAACCUCCUGCUAGUUCCCCCCAAGGCCAAAGCUGUAGAGUCCAUGUUACACCCUUCCAAAACUCAGGCGGCUAAAGACCCCUUUGAAGACUUGUUAAAUAAGACCAAGCAGGAGGUUUCGGUCACGCCGGGCAAAGUAGAGCAGCUGAGAAGGCAGUGGGAAACAUUUGAGUGACUCCUCCCGUGGCUAGGGGCGUUCUUGAUUCCUUUCCCAGGUGCGUGUUGGACCUGUGCAAAACCCCGGGACUCCACUAGAACGUGCUGUGAGAUGGGGCUGCCCCACCGGCACCCUUUUCCAUCGUCGGCUGUCACCUUUUAACCUACGCAGCAGCCGAAAAUAUGAUUUGGGGGGAGAUGAGUUAUAUCCCCACUCUUCCCAAUUUCCUCAAGACAACUACUGAAUUUGGAGGGUGCUCAGCUGCUCCCCAGGUCUUUCCCUGCCCCUCGUUGCAUUCCGACGAUCACGCCCCGCACUGCCCCCUUCCGCCCCCUAUCCAAGGUGAGGAUUCACUUCCUCACCAAUGUGAUCAGUAUUGAAUCUUGCGUUUUCACAGGCUGCAAAUCACGUUUUGCUUUCACAUGUAAACGCAGCGCACAAGCCCUGCACUUGGGCGGAGUUAAUCGCGGGGCUUUAAGCUCCACGUCUUUCUGUUACUGGCUUCUCUGUCCUAGAGGUGCACUUCUCAUUCAGCGGAUGUGCAGCUCCACGAACUCCCCCUCCCCGUCCCUCCACCCUUUGCACGCAACAGGGGUGCUGGUGGCGGCGGUGUCCUUUCGCUAUGGGCCCCCUUUCAUGUCCGGGGUUCAGUGUUCACAUUGGAGCAUUGCCAAGAGGGCAAAGUGCCCUGUCGAACCCCUCAGAAAAUUGGAAUCGCCAGCAGUGGACCUUUUUAGAGCAACAUACAGGCUGCCCCUAUCACGGUUCCCCAAAUUUUUCUGUAACUGUGUUAAUAUUAUUAUAUAUAAAUAUAUAUAAAUAUAUAAAAGUGUUACUAGGUGGCAGUACUGCAACUAGAUGUGAUAGUACCUGAUUUUAUUACCAAAAAAGAGAGAGGGCACAAGGUAUAAAGCACCCUUCCCCCCGAAACUGGUGUCCUCUCACUAUAUUGGGACUAUAACUUCCAUCAUUCCCAUGUCUGGGGAUGAUGGAAGUUGUAUUCCAACACAGCCAGAGGGCACCAGGUUGGGAAACGCUGGUACAAAGCGCUCCAAAAUAUGAGCUGCAUCAAAGCCAGGUUGGCAGAACAGAAGCGUGCAGGUCAGGAUCCCAGGCGUGGGUCCUUCCGAGGGAGUUUUGAGCCUGGCUCUGGGCCGUCUGCCAUUGGCAUUUGUUACUGAAGAGCAUCAAGAAGCCAACCUGAGUCCUUCCUUCUUGUCAGCCCUCCUGCUGGACUCCAAAUCGAUCUGUCCGGACUGCAGUGAAACAAGUUAGGUCAUCGCCUGAAAGCCACGAAAGAAUAAAGGACCCUUUUACCUCUAGCUUCUUGUAGCCCUGGAAAUGUCAACAUUUAGGUCAACAGCCUUUCUCAGUUGGUCACUUAAGGUUUGGAGGAUUUUAAAAACUGGCCUUUUUUUUUUAAAAAAAAAUGACAUUACUUUGGGGCAGUAGUUAGGCUGGUCAUCGGUCUGUAUACGCAAGAGAUCACCCUGCAAACACGCGCGGGAAGCCGGCCCCUCCUUGCCGCCUCUUUUUCUUUCCACUGUGUUUUGGUUUGGUUUCUGUGACCUCCUUGAAGUUCCCUUCCUGCUGCUGACGUGUCAUUUAGGCUUCCGACUCCAUGCUUGAGCCUGUACAGUGCAAGAACACACUUGAUUCCUCCGGAUGCAGUCAGUCGGGGGACACCUCUUGGCAUCGUGUUCGCAUCAUCACACAUCUGUCAAGUACUGUUGCUUUUACAAGGCGUAUUCUCUCUGUUUUGUAUUAUCUCUUUUUUGCUGGGAAAAAAAGAUGUUUUUGAUAUUGCCUAGUUCUGAAUAGUAAAAAAUGUAAAGUCCACCAAA